GCCGGGUCCCGUCCCCGUCGUGCCCCCCGCCGCACGCGCCCCCCUCCCUCCUUGAUUGCUUUUCGCCCUCGGAAGUUGGCGUUGGGGCUGCUUCACUGACAGACGUCCAUCGCGGUUCUCUUCACUAAGCAGGAGUCUCUGGAUACUGCGCGUUUUCUGGAGAGCGCUCCCCCCUCCCCAUCCCCUUCUCCCGCCCUCGCAGCGCAAAGUUAGUUUGCACCAUGGACAUGAAGAGAAGGAUCCACCUGGAGCUGAGGAACCGGAUGCCCGCCGAUGUAAAAGAACUUGUUCUGGACAACUGCAGGUCCGAUGAAGGGAAGAUUGAGGGGUUGACAGCAGAGUUUGUGAACUUAGAGUUCCUCAGCUUAAUAAAUGUCGUGUUGAUUUCAGUUUCGAACCUCCCGAAACUUCCCAAGUUGAGAAAGCUUGAGCUCAGCGACAACAGGAUUUUCGGAGGGCUUGAUGUGCUGGCUGAAAGGCUUCCAAACCUCACACAUCUAAACCUUAGUGGAAACAAGCUGAAGGACAUUAGCACGUUGGAACCACUGAAAAAGUUGGUGUUCCUGAAAAGCUUGGACCUGUUUAACUGUGAAGUGACAAAUUUGAAUGACUACCGGGAAAAUGUCUUUAGCCUUCUACCACAGUUGACUUACCUGGAUGGAUAUGACCGGGAUGACAGAGAAGCUCCUGAUUCUGAUGCUGAGGUAGAUGGUGUGGAUGAAGAUGAUGAUGAUGAGGAGGCCGAGGAGGACGACGAGGAUGAGGAAGAGGAGGAGGAGGAGGAUGAAGAUAUCGAAGAGGAGUUUGAGGAAGAGGAAGAUGACGAGGAGGAAGUAGAUGGAGAAGAUGAGGAGGAUGAAGGCAGUGGAGAGGAAGAGGACUUUGGACAAGGAGAGAUGGAGGAAGAAGAUGAAGAUGAAGAUGAUGAAGAGGAAGAUGAAGAAGAGACUGGAAGAGGUGAGAAGAGGAAGAGAGAAAGUGAUGAUGAUGGGGAUGAAGAAGAUUACUAAAACCCCAGGUUACCUGAAAAGAACUUUUCAGUAUUGGUUGAAUUACCCCUAUGGAGUUUUGCUAAUGAGGAGUAUGUGCAAGCAGUUGGAGCUGUAUAACAAGCCCUAGGAUAUCCAAAGAGCCAAAGAAAUCGUUCUUCUGACAUUCCACGUUUUUUCCAGUCAAUCCCUCUUGGCUACCCACCAGGUGGUUUUUUUGUUUUGUGUGGUUUUUUUGUUGUUGUUAGGGGUUUUUUUUCCAGAAUAAAUACACAAACUGGGGGCAUAGUAAAGUGAUUCCAUCCUUUUACUGUUGUUGAGUUCUUAGGUUUUCAUAUAAGACUUGCUCUAAAGAAAAGAACAGUUGCGAGUGGUGAGUCAUAAUUGUCAGUGACUACCAGGUAACACCAGAUUGUAGUACUGUUUUUACUUUCUGUAAAACAAGAACUUGUAAAUAAAACCUUAACGUUUUGGGGUUUGCUCUUUUCCAUUUGUUUGGUUUUGCAACCUUUGAAUGUUUUUACAGUAGGAUGUUUUAUGCAACAACUGCAGAAAAAUAUUUUUAAGAAUUGAAUAAAAUAAACCUGUUUGGUAAA
This is a messenger RNA of Ornithorhynchus anatinus (platypus), 1585 nucleotides long. RefSeq names its product acidic nuclear phosphoprotein 32 family member B (gene ANP32B). NCBI's taxonomy places the organism in Eukaryota, Metazoa, Chordata, Mammalia, Monotremata, Ornithorhynchidae. Gene Ontology annotation, biological process: regulation of apoptotic process. Bases 222 to 1010 code for a protein of 262 amino acids. Gene Ontology annotation, molecular function: histone binding. The record is from RefSeq and is a predicted model, not a curated record. Gene Ontology annotation, cellular component: nucleus. The transcript has 7 exons.